AUGACUCAACAACCAUCCAAGCUGGCAAGCUACAAGCGCAUCAUACUUUGCGCUGAUGGGACAUGGCUGGCGUCUGACCAAGGCGACAAUUCCGUGCCUUCGAACGUCGCGAAGGUCGCUCGAGCAAUUGCGACCAGUGGCCCUGAUGCUGAUGGUACUAUCGUGAAGCAGAUCGUGUCGUACCAUUCCGGUCUGGGAAGCGGAGACCUCCCGUUCCAGAAGGCCAUAUAUGGCGGCAUUGGCUGGGGUCUGGAUGUCGACGUGUGCCAGAUCUAUGAUUUCAUUUCUAAUAACUAUGUGCCUGGUGACGAGUUGUUCUUCUUCGGCUUUUCGCGCGGUGCCUUCACCGUGCGCUCAGUCGCCGGCCUGGUCUGCGACGUCGGUGUCCUCUCUGCAGUGCACAUGUCGCACUUCGCAGAUAUGUGGAAGGCCUACCGUGAGAAUACGGAUGGGGAGCCCUUCGAAAAGACAACAUGGUAUCAGCAGAAUAAGGACAAGCUGCGCCUGACGGAAGAUCUCAGGAUCAAAGUUGUUGGGGUUUGGGACACCGUUGGAGCUCUGGGAAUACCUGAAUGGCCUCUUGUGAAAUUGGCAACAAAAGCUGGCAUCGCAAUCAACAAACAGGAGGCAUUUCACAACACGAACUUAGCAAAAAAUCUGGACUAUGCCUUCCAAGCCCUUGCUAUUGACGAAAGACGGAUAACGUUCCCUCCUACCCUCUGGCACAAGACCCCUGAUGCUCCGGCCAAGGAUCUGCAGCAAUGUUGGUUUCCCGGCGUCCAUAGCAACAUCGGUGGUCAAGCAGCAGAUCCACGAACCGCCGGUGACCACGAAGAGAUCGGCGACAUCACAUUGGCAUGGAUGAUGGACAAUCUCUCAGGCAUGCUGACGUUUGAAGGGGCCGCGAUCAACGAACUGAUCAAGCAGCACCAAGACGCCCUGGCCGAGAACAACGCCCAAAAUAACAUCAAAAACGGCUGGGGCUGUGGGCCCAUCGUUUCUAACUUCUCUGGGCUACAAGGCGCCUUCUUCGGUAUUCUUGGGAAGCAAGACCGAACGCCGGGCAACUAUCCACCGGUCGCUGGCGACGGAAUUGGUGGUGCCACAAACGAGUAUUUUCAUCCGAUCGUUCGGAUUCGGAAGAGCAUACUAUCUAACUACAACCCGGCGUCACUGCACGGAUAUUCCUUCGAGGAGUCCGAUGGCGAGGCUGGCUGGAGGUGGGUCAGAGAGGGCGUACCGGCAGUGCCCGAGUAUGUGAUGCGUCCGGAGAGGAAGAUGAGUGUGAUGAACGAGAAGGGAUAUAAGACUAUGCCUAGUUUGUCAAGGUUACUAUGUCCGACGGAGGUGCUAGCAGAUCUCGAUAGGGAUACUGGUGUGCGACCUGAGUGA
This is a messenger RNA of Penicillium waksmanii, 1392 nucleotides long. Its product is annotated as T6SS phospholipase effector Tle1-like catalytic domain-containing protein. Bases 1 to 1392 code for a protein of 463 amino acids. The transcript has 5 exons. The record is from RefSeq and is a predicted model, not a curated record. NCBI's taxonomy places the organism in Eukaryota, Fungi, Ascomycota, Eurotiomycetes, Eurotiales, Aspergillaceae.